This is a messenger RNA of Centruroides sculpturatus (bark scorpion), 1719 nucleotides long. RefSeq names its product mitogen-activated protein kinase 3-like. Gene Ontology annotation, biological process: intracellular signal transduction; protein phosphorylation. The record is from RefSeq and is a predicted model, not a curated record. Gene Ontology annotation, molecular function: MAP kinase activity; ATP binding. Gene Ontology annotation, cellular component: cytoplasm; nucleus. The transcript has a single exon. The coding region runs from base 662 to 1624 and encodes 320 amino acids. Lineage: Eukaryota; Metazoa; Arthropoda; Arachnida; Scorpiones; Buthidae.
UAAAUGUUUUCAAAAACAAUAUUUUAAAGUUCGAACAAAUAAAUUUUAAUUAUUUUUUGUGUCAACUAAAAGGGCUUAAGUCCUUGUUACCUCCUGUAAGUUUGCCCCCUUCUUCCCAUGAAGACGAUGAUGAUGAAAGAUGAAGUUGUUGAGGCUUAUUGAACGGAUGGAAAGCUGCCAUCCGACAAAAAUGCCAAUCAAUAAUUUAUGUGAAUUUAUUUUAUACGAAAUGUUUAAACGUUGUAACGUUGAAAAACAGAACUUUUGAAUCUUUUUUGAUGAAAUUAUGCUAUCAAUUUUAAGUUAUGAAAGGUCAGAUGAAAUAAUCAGAAAAAUGGCCGAGCGGUUAAGUGUCAGCUUACCGAUCUGGGAACCCGAAAGGAUCAAAAAACGCCAGGAAUCUUUUGAGCAUUUGUCCCUCUCGGAUAUGUCAGGCCUGUCCCUUUCCACGCUUCCCCAUUGAGGACCAAAAAAACCACUCCGAAUUCGUUCUCGGAUCUCCCAGAAUGGUAGGAUUACACCUUAAUCACUCGGCUAUUCGGCCGUCAUACUCUAUCUGUUAGUAAACUUAAUUAAAUGCAAUAAUCCUGCUUGAAAAAAAUGUAUUAUCUUCGACUUUGUUACGAAACAAUGAAUUAAAAGAUAAGCAUUGUAAACGAAAAUGGCGGUAUCAUUUUUAAACGAUUGCACAAGAGAAUCUGUAAAUAUUCUCACACACAGCUACGAAUUUGAAUACAUACAGAAACUCGGCUGUGGAACAUAUGGAACAGUUUUAUCCAUGUACGACAGAAACAGAAAAAAGAAAGUUGCAGUAAAGAUAGUAACCACCUGUAGCAGAUCCGAAUUGCAUGAUUGGAUCUACUUACUCCACCCCAAUAUUGUGCCUCUUUAUAACAUCCUGAAUUUAUCCGAAUGCGGGGUCAAAGUUUUCGUUAUGCCUUCUAAAAAUUGCACCAUAUUAAGCAAGCUGAAUUCCGAAAGUUUUUGCAACCACUCUCAAUCUUUCGAGUUUCUGAGGAAAUGGAUGUACGAGCUUCUAUGCGGCCUGAAUUACUUACAUUGCAGGCACUUAUACCACUUGGAUCUAAAAUUAGGAAACGAACUGCUUUCGGAUGGCGCUACGGCCAUGUUAUCCGAUUUUAGUUUUCUGACCAGGCAAAAAGAGGUCAUAUUGGGCGAAAUGGGCAUGCCCGACGUCUACAGGCCACCCGAAAUCUACAUAUUUCAAGAGAAACAAAUUGGCCAAAACAGAUUCGAUUCCGAAAAAUUAGAUCUGUGGGCCUUUGGCAUAUUAUGCCUAGAAGCAUUUACUAAGCAAGCGUUAUAUAAAAACCCAAAUAGAAGAUGGAACGACGCGAAAAAUUCAGUAAGAUGGCGCGGUUGGAUGAUAGAAGUUCAAGCGUUGCUUAUUCACAUACGUAAUGACCUGUCUUAUUUUUCGAAAAUGAUACAAACAGCAUUCCCCUCUACGCAAUUUGAUGAUGAUCUUAUUGCACUUUGCCAAAAUUGCAUCCAACUGCUCCUUCGUGAAGAUCCAAAUAGCAGAAUUUUGACUAGCGAAGCCAUGAAACACAGAUUUUUAAAGAACUACAAGAAAGAUUUAUGUACAAAUUUAGUAACUUAAUUACAUUCUUCAAUGAAAUACGAACGUUGAAGAUCAUUGAAUUGUAAAUAUAUGUAUUUUUGAAAAAUAAAAUAACCGAAAAUUAAAUAAAUUUU